GCCCCCCAGCUCCACGAUGAUGGCCGAAGAGCAUACAGACCUGGAGGCCCAGAUCGUCAAGGACAUUCACUGCAAGGAGAUCGACCUGGUGAACCGAGACCCCAAGAACAUUAACGAGGACAUAGUGAAGGUGGAUUUCGAGGACGUGAUCGCGGAGCCCGUGGGCACCUACAGCUUCGACGGCGUGUGGAAGGUGAGCUACACCACCUUCACUGUCUCCAAGUACUGGUGCUAUCGCCUGCUGUCCACGCUGCUGGGCGUCCCGCUGGCCCUGCUCUGGGGCUUCCUGUUCGCCUGCAUCUCCUUCUGCCACAUCUGGGCAGUGGUGCCGUGCAUCAAGAGCUACCUGAUCGAGAUCCAGUGCAUCAGCCACAUCUACUCGCUCUGCAUUCGCACCUUCUGCAACCCACUCUUCGCCGCCCUGGGCCAGAUGUGCAGCAGCAUCAAGGUGAUGCUGCGGAAGGAAGUGUGAAGCCGGGGGCAGGGAGGGGCGUGCGGGGCAGGGGGGCAGGCCAGGCUGGCCCCACGGUGCUGCUCCACCGGGACUGCUGGCGAGCUCUUUCUCCGUAGGGACUGUUUCCCCCCAAGACGGGAGCACAGAGUUUAGAGAAAUCAGAAAGAAGAGAGAGUCCCGCC
This is a messenger RNA of Miniopterus natalensis, 636 nucleotides long. RefSeq names its product caveolin 3 (gene CAV3). Gene Ontology annotation, cellular component: focal adhesion; caveola; sarcolemma. Gene Ontology annotation, molecular function: transmembrane transporter binding; molecular adaptor activity. Lineage: Eukaryota; Metazoa; Chordata; Mammalia; Chiroptera; Miniopteridae. Gene Ontology annotation, biological process: caveola assembly; regulation of membrane potential; cell differentiation. The record is from RefSeq and is a predicted model, not a curated record.